This is a messenger RNA of Tachysurus vachellii, 1569 nucleotides long. RefSeq names its product gamma-aminobutyric acid receptor subunit rho-3. Gene Ontology annotation, biological process: nervous system process; monoatomic ion transmembrane transport; regulation of membrane potential. Gene Ontology annotation, molecular function: extracellular ligand-gated monoatomic ion channel activity; neurotransmitter receptor activity; GABA-A receptor activity. Gene Ontology annotation, cellular component: synapse; neuron projection; GABA-A receptor complex. NCBI's taxonomy places the organism in Eukaryota, Metazoa, Chordata, Actinopteri, Siluriformes, Bagridae. The transcript has 9 exons. Bases 90 to 1505 code for a protein of 471 amino acids. The record is from RefSeq and is a predicted model, not a curated record.
CACGCUGAACUUCUCCAGCGUCUCUGGAAGUGUGUGACACAACCUGAAGGUUCUAAAGGAAAGGAACAGGUCCAGACUUCGGCUUGAGCAUGAAGUUGAUUCUGCUGAGCCUCAGGCUGCUGAGUCUGGCCUGCUUGUGGCCCGUCACGCUGCUCAAUCACCGCCACCCAAACCGCAGGAAGAACAAGGACGUGUACCUUGGAGAACAUAACAAGCACAAACAUGCCGGCCGGAUUGACUACAAGCUGAAAAAGCAGGACAGCACCAAGUCUCUCCUGAUCAAAACCGAGCAGCUGCUGAGGAUCGAGGAACACGACUUCGCCAUGAGACCAGGAUUUGGAGGCUCAGCCAUUCCCGUAGGCAUCGACGUACAGGUGGAGAGUUUAGACAGCAUCUCAGAGGUCAACAUGGACUUCACCAUGACGCUCUACCUGAGGCAUUACUGGAAGGACGAGCGUCUGGCUUUUCCCUCGGGCAACAACCUGAGCCGGACGUUCGACGCUCGGCUGGUGAAGAAGAUCUGGGUUCCUGACGUCUUUUUCGUCCACUCAAAGCGCUCCUUCAUUCACGACACCACCAUGGAGAACAUCAUGCUGAGGGUUUACCCAGACGGCAACGUGCUUUAUAGCGUCAGGAUAACAGUGACGGCUCAGUGCUCCAUGGACUUCAGCAGUUUUCCUCUGGACACUCAGAACUGUUCCCUGGAGCUGGAGAGCUACGCUUAUAAUGAAAACGACCUCAUGCUGUACUGGAAGAACGGAAACGACUCUCUCAGAACAGACGAGAUCGUUCUCUCGCAGUUCUUUAUAGAGGAGUUCAACCCGUCCAGCGGCCUGGCCUUCUACAGCAGCACCGGCUGGUACAACAGACUCUACAUCAACUUCAUCCUCAGGAGACACAUUUUCUUCUUCAUGCUGCAGACCUACUUUCCCACCAUGUUAAUGGUGGUGCUCUCCUGGGUGUCCUUUUGGAUCGACAGACGAGCCGUACCUGCUCGUGUCUCGCUCGGAAUCACCACCGUCUUGACCAUGUCCACCAUCAUCACUGGCGUGUCAGCCUCCAUGCCUCAGGUGUCCUAUGUAAAGGCGGUGGAUAUCUACCUGUGGUCCAGCUUCCUGUUUGUCUUCCUGUCAGUCAUCGAAUACGCUGCUGUCAACUACUUCACCACCGUGGAGGAGAUGAAGAAGAUGAAGAAGGGGAAGCUCUCCAGUUUCGACACUUCCCAGGCCAUGGCCUUCGAUGGCUGUUUCCAUGACCCGGACAUGGAACUCAGCACCUUUCCUCAGCUGACGGACCUCGGUGUGGAAGCUCCCAUGUCUUCUCAGAACUCCAGCGUUCCCGAGGUUCCUCCUGCUCUGGGAACACGUCUACGGAAAACACGACCGCUGAGAUACCACCUCCAGCUGCUCAUGAGCAACAGCUACAUCAUUGACUCAUACUCCAGGAUCCUGUUCCCUCUCGCCUACCUCACCUUUAACAUCAUCUACUGGAGCGUCUACACCUGAACCUUAAACACAACCUGAUUUCAGGUGAAGAAGCUCGUCAUGACGCUUCUUUCACACGAACGUG